AUGAAGAACAAUACAGAAGUGACUGAAUUCAUCCUGCUAGGACUAAUCAAUGCCCCAGGACUGCAUAGCUCCCUCUUUGUAAUGUUCAGUCUCAUUUAUCUCAUCAAUGUGGUUGGAAACCUGGGGAUGAUCGUCUUGAUUCUCUUGGACUCUUGUCUCCACACUCCCAUGUACUUUUUCCUUAGUAACUUGUCUCUGAUGGACUUUUAUUAUUCUAUGGCUGUCACUCCCAAAGUCAUAGCUGGGUUACUUAUAGGAGACAAAGUCAUCUCCUACAAUGCAUGUGCUGCUCAGAUGUUCUUUUUUGUAGCCUUGGCCACCGUGGAAAAUUUCUUCUUUGCAUCAAUGGCGUAUGACCACUUUGCAGCAGUAUGUAAACCACUACAUUACACCACCAUCAUGACAACAAGUGUGUGUGUUUGUCUGGCCAUAGGCUUCUACAUCUAUGGUUUCCUGAAUACCUCUCUUCACAUCAGGGACAUGUUCAGUCUCUCUUUCUGUGUGUCCAAUCUGGUCCACCACUUUUUCUGUGACAUUCCAGCAGUCAUGGCUCUCUCUUGCUCUGACAUUAGCCAUAUUAAUGAGCUGAUUCUUGUUUUUAUGGCAAGCUUCAACAUCUUUUUUGCUCUCCUGGUUAUUUUGAUUUCCUACCUGUUCAUAUUUGUCACCAUCCUGAAAAUGCACUCAGCUGAGGGAUAUCAGAAGGCUUUAUCCACCUGUGCUUCUUACCUCCCUACAGUCUCCAUCUUCUACAGGAAAGUCUUCUUUAUGUACUCACAGCUCAGCUCCAGUCAUUCCAUGGACACAGACAAAAUUGCAUCUGUGUUCUAUACUAUGAUCAUCCCCAUGCUCAACCCCCUGGUCUAUAGCUUGAGAAACAAGGAGGUUAAAAAUGCAUUAAAGAAGGUUCUUGAGAAGGCACAAUUGUCUCUAGGCUUCACCUUUUGA
Molecule: messenger RNA, 948 nt
Organism: Diceros bicornis minor
Lineage: Eukaryota; Metazoa; Chordata; Mammalia; Perissodactyla; Rhinocerotidae
Product: olfactory receptor 5B2-like
Biological process (GO): sensory perception of smell; G protein-coupled receptor signaling pathway
Cellular component (GO): membrane
Molecular function (GO): odorant binding; G protein-coupled receptor activity; olfactory receptor activity
Source: RefSeq, a predicted model, not a curated record